This is a messenger RNA of Copidosoma floridanum, 1617 nucleotides long. Its product is annotated as facilitated trehalose transporter Tret1. Gene Ontology annotation, molecular function: transmembrane transporter activity. Gene Ontology annotation, biological process: transmembrane transport. The record is from RefSeq and is a predicted model, not a curated record. NCBI's taxonomy places the organism in Eukaryota, Metazoa, Arthropoda, Insecta, Hymenoptera, Encyrtidae. Gene Ontology annotation, cellular component: membrane.
CGAGUUCCUUCCGAAUUCAUCUGACGAAUCAACCCGUUGUCAAUUAACACUCAGAAAUUUUUUUCCACAGAUUUUUUUUGGAUGUACAGUGCACUUGAUUGUUAUUCAAGCUGGGAUAAAUAUGGCUUACGGUACAAUUUUGCACGAUGGAUUAAAAAAGGACUUCUUUUUAUCAGUAGACGAAAUAUCUUGGAUAGCUAGUUUAGUUACUAUAUCCUUGCCUCUUGGGUCAAUUAUUGCUGGACCAUUGAUGGAUAUGUAUGGCCGUAAAAAAAUUUGUAUAGCCUCUUGCAUACCAAGUUUACUAUCGUGGAUAAUCUUAAUCAGAGCACCAUCAUUGGAUCUAAUUUAUACAGCUCGAAUAGUCAGUGGUAUAUCUGGAGGAUUAUCAACAGUUGGCCUAGUUUAUAUAUCAGAAAUAGCACAUCCACAAAUCAGGCCAAUGCUGUUGUGUUUCAAUUCUAUAUUUGUAUCUUUUGGCAUUUUGAUAACUUAUUGCUUUGGAGUGUGGCUAACCUGGAAACAAAUGGCAAUAUUUUUUAUGAUACUUAACAUAUUUAUUAUAUUUCUAUUGUUAUUUAUUCCUGAAAGUCCCUACUGGAUUAUGUGUUUUAAUAAUAUAGAUUUAAAUGAAAAGUUAAAUAUCUUAGAAAAUGUACUACGACGUUUAAACAAGUCUAAAGAUAUGUAUGAGCAAGAAUAUAAAAGAAUUAUUGAAGCAACACGAAGUCACAAAAGAAAUUAUAAAGGAAAUAAUAAUCUUUCGGCUAAAUGUUUGAACUUUUUUAAACAGUUACUACUUCCAACUGUUUAUAAGCCCACUCUUAUUUUAUUCAUACUAUUUUUACUGCAACAGUUGACUGGAAUUUAUAUUAUUGUAUUUUACGCUCUUUCAGUAUUUGAAAGCAUGGAAAAGUUAGGAAAAAUCAACAAAUACGGUGCAGUCGUAAUUCUAGGCUUUAUACGAUUUUUUAUGAGUAUUAUCACAUCUUUUUGUAGUAAAAAGUUUGGAAGACGCGCACUUUGUCUUGCCAGUACCUUAGGAAUGGCUAUUUCUAUGUUUUUUUCAGCAAUGUAUGUUUUUCUGAUUUCGUUUUAUAACAAAAACGAAAUCGUCACUGAAGUUAUAGCUAAACAAAAAUGGUUUCCACUGAUAAAUGUAUUUUUUUAUAUGUGCUCAAGCUGUUUCGGAUUUGUAAUUAUUCCUUGGACAUUGAUAGGUGAAAUCUUACCAAUAUUUGUAAGAGGAAUAAUAAGUGGAGCUAUGGUGUCUAUCGCUUACUUAAUGAUGUUUGGAAUGAUUAAAGGAUUCCCGUACUUGGAAAUCAGAUUAGGAAUGCAUAAUUUAUUUCUAUUUUUUAGUAUUACCUCAUUUAUAAGUGCUGCUUUUGUUUAUAUUUUUGUACCAGAAACUUUAGGAAAGUCUUUUUUAGACAUAGAAAAACAUUUUAAAAACAGCCAAAGAUCCAAGAUGCCUUCCGUCACGGCUGAUAGCUAAACAUUUUUUAAUGGCUGAAAAAUGUUUUAAUAAUGAUUACUGACAAAGAGGCGACUUUCAAAAUGAUUUACAUAAAACCUAUAAAGACAGUCCAGAAAAAAAUUGAGGUUUUCUACCUU